This is a messenger RNA of Phanerochaete carnosa HHB-10118-sp, 993 nucleotides long. RefSeq lists its product as uncharacterized. The transcript has 16 exons. The record is from RefSeq and is a predicted model, not a curated record. Bases 1 to 993 code for a protein of 330 amino acids. NCBI's taxonomy places the organism in Eukaryota, Fungi, Basidiomycota, Agaricomycetes, Polyporales, Phanerochaetaceae.
AUGACGGAGGGUCACAUUGAGACUACGUUUGGAGCUAUCGCGUUAGGAGGGCUGGUCUGUUUAUUCCUGUCGGGCACAGUGACUAUGCAGGUGUACUUAUAUCUCAGUGUGUACAAGAAGGACCGUCCUUACAUUAAGAGUAUCGUGUGCAUAGAUUUUGCGCACACAAUCAUGGUAUGUAUCGCAAACUGGACGUACCUCAUCAGUAACUUUGGGGACGCGAAUGCCACGGACCACAUUACCUGCUUCUUCACGCACAAGAUAUACGUUGUGAGCAAGGGCAACUACCUCCUCACUUCCUCUUUGGGAACGGUUGCCCUUUUUCGUGUCGGAUGUUCUAUUUUAGUCGCGGCUCUAGGUGUGAUCAGACUCCAGAGCUAUGCGGCGUUCGUCAAAGACUACGGCUAUGUCUUCACCAUGGGUCUGGGCUCCGCUGUCGCUAUAGAUCUCUUUAUAACGCUGGGUCUUUGCUACUAUCUGCGCCAGAGCAAGACCGGCUUUGCUAACAUGAACGAUGUCCUCGAUUCGCUGGUUUUGUAUACAGUAGAGACCGGGCUGGCGACUUGCGUUACAACAAUCAUCUCCCUCGUCUGCUGGGUUACGAUGACCCAUAACCUUAUUUUUCUUGGUUUACACUUUACGAUUAGCAAGCUAUAUGCCAACUCGCUAAUGGCAACGUUAAAUUCUCGUGCCCAGCUUCGCGCUCGCUCGCACUCCACGUCCAGCACUGAUGGUCAUGAACUCUCACUACCCGUGGUGACUCGUAACGCAAGAUCUGCGGCUCGCGGGAGUGUACGAAUUGACCCGCCAUCGACGCGCACGGUUGAAAUCAACGUGCAGACGACGGUUCACCGCGAGGUCGACAGCAAGCAGGCGACGGAAGUGGACCUCAAGGUGUACGGCAAGCGCUCAGGCCCUGAGAAAGGCAUUGAUGACCGUUCGUCUAGCGAUAUGCAGAGCGACCGGGACAAGGAAUUCCUCGGCAGCAUGUGA